Plasmodium malariae is the source of this 354-nucleotide messenger RNA. It is a transcript of the gene SDH4, whose product is annotated as succinate dehydrogenase subunit 4, putative. The coding region runs from base 1 to 354 and encodes 117 amino acids. The transcript has 3 exons. Lineage: Eukaryota; Apicomplexa; Aconoidasida; Haemosporida; Plasmodiidae. The record is from RefSeq and is a predicted model, not a curated record.
AUGAAGUUCAAAUUGCCGUUAGGGAAGAAAAAGAAGGGGUUUGAAUGUUCAAUAUUUGGGAGUGGUAAAUCAGUUCUAAGUAAACUUUUCGGUAGUGGCAUUGACAAAUAUUUUAAAGCUGUAAAUAUUUCCAUUAUUUUAAUGUUUGUAACAGUAUUGCAUUACAUUUAUUCUUUUAAUAUAAGAAAUGUAAAGAAUAAGGAUCGAAAUAUAUUAUAUAUGUACUAUGGGUUUUUAGUUUGUCUCGUGGGGUUUGCUAUUAGUAUUAAUUGGAUCUAUUUCGAAUAUUCCAAAAAUAAGAAAAAGAGUUUUUCUCCUUUAGACGUUAAAAUGGUUAGCAAAAAAAAAAAUUGA